Messenger RNA from Fusarium coffeatum, 864 nucleotides. RefSeq lists its product as uncharacterized. The record is from RefSeq and is a predicted model, not a curated record. The transcript is spliced from 2 exons. Lineage: Eukaryota; Fungi; Ascomycota; Sordariomycetes; Hypocreales; Nectriaceae. Bases 1 to 864 code for a protein of 287 amino acids.
AUGGCACAGCACCAACAGCACCCAUCACCGCAGAUGGUGAUGGACCCUUCCCAGCUAGGACAUCAUCGUCUAGGGCCGCCACAGUUCGGAGCUCCAGGCCAAGUCAUGGCGCCCAUGUACCAGACUCUAUCGACGCCGACACCGCCUAAUCAUCCUCAACAUUCUGUCCCUGGCUCUGGCACCAAACGACCACGACCAAGUGACCUCGAUUUAUCAGUUGGAAGUAUGGGCGAGUUGGAGCAUUCAGACCUCAGUGGCAUGCAAACACCUUUAGGAGCUGCCUAUGCCCAUGCAGCCGCAGUCGCCGUGUCACAAUCUCAACACCAACCCAUACACCAUCACCACCACCUUCCUGACUCGGAGCCACCUUCGAAGAUGAUGCGUCGCGAUGAUGGGUUAGGAGGCGCUCCAAGCGUUGUGGGACAAGUAGGAAUGCCUGAACCAGCUCCUCGACCUCGAGGACCGAAACUGAAGUUUACGCCAGAGGACGAUCAACUUUUGAUAGAACUCAAGGAGAACAAGAACUUGACCUGGAAGCAAAUAGCGGAUUUCUUCCCAGGGCGAUCUUCGGGGACACUGCAGGUUCGAUAUUGUACAAAGCUCAAAGCAAAGACAACGAAUUGGACCGAUGAGACGGACCAAAAGCUUCGAACUGCACUUCAGGACUACGAGAACGAGAAAUGGAGAAUCGUCGCUAACAAAGUUGGCACUGGCUUUACUCCUGCAGCGUGUCGAGAACGGGCCGAGCAAUUAAUGGUUGAGGACCCGGCAACUCUGGCGGCUCUAUCGCAGUCAUUGUCACCAGCUGUAGCGUCGAACGCGGACUCUGAAGAGCCGUUAUACACGCAUCAUCAGCUUCAAUAA